Cryptomeria japonica (Japanese cedar) is the source of this 1230-nucleotide messenger RNA. Its product is annotated as F-box/kelch-repeat protein At5g15710-like. Gene Ontology annotation, molecular function: protein binding. The record is from RefSeq and is a predicted model, not a curated record. Bases 1 to 1230 code for a protein of 409 amino acids. The transcript has a single exon. Lineage: Eukaryota; Viridiplantae; Streptophyta; Pinopsida; Cupressales; Cupressaceae.
AUGGACCCCAGGCUUGCGUAUAUUUCCAUGGGCCAGAAUAUUGUUUCCCUGCAGAUUUCUGCAGCGCGAGUUGUAGAUUCAAAAAUAUGGUCUCAAUUACCGAAUGAAUUACUAGAGAGCAUAUUGAAGUGGCUUCCGCUGGACUCAGUUAGCAGACUCCGUACGGUGUGCAAAAAGUGGAACAACCUACUAUCUGGCGAGGAAUUCCUAACUUGGAGGAGGGAAAAUUUCAAAGAGGAUCCAUGGCUCCUCAUUCUCAAUAAUCGAAUGGAUUAUUACCGUUUAAACGUGUCAACAAAAGCAUUGAAGGCUUUUCCUCUUAAUUGUGUGGCAUUGGAAUCACUGGGAGGAUUAGUCCUGACAAGUAACGGGCUGAGGAAUAAACUAUUUUUGUACAAUCCGCUUACCAGAACCAGUACUCAGAUUCCUCGGUGGAGGCGCUCUCCUAGCGUGCACAUCGCUAUAGUAUGCAAUCCAAAAAGGGAAACUUUUGUCCGACUUCCCCUGGAAAGACUCAACAAAGAAGAUGGGAUAAGAUUGGGAGACAUUCUGUGGAAGGGCGAUCAAUAUCAAGUAGUAACAGUGCACGAGAGCUUCAUAGAGGUAUAUGAUUUUUCAAAGCAAUCGUGGUUUAUUGUACGGCAGCUGCCCCCAGACGGUUUUGGGGUCCCACGAGAUGGGGAUAUAGUUUUCUUUAAGGGUUUAUUUUUCUGCAUAGUGAGCCGCUUCAGUGUUGAAUAUGUUGACUAUGAAUGGGGUGUUAUGGUUUUCGGCAUUAAAGAAGAUUGCACAUGCCACAUGGUGAAUCUUUUUUGGCCCAUACCCAAUACUUCUCCUCUGUGGUUGGCUCCUCACCUGGUUGUAUGUGGGUCAGCACUUGUUCUGAUAAGGCAUGAUUCACUACAAUUAUGUUUGUGGGAGUUAGAGUAUGACAAUAAUCUAAACAUUACUUCAAGCCCAUCAUGGAAGGCCAUUGCAAAGAUGCCUCAGGAGGUGUCGGGGUUUUUCAAUUCAAACUUAGAUCCACGCAGGUCAAACAAUUGGUUUUACAAAUCCCUUGCAGCAGGGAAUUAUAUCUGCUUCAAAAGAGGAGGUAGUGGAAAUCUCGUCUUCUUCAAUAAACAAAAUAGCUCAUGGAGCUGCUUCUCAAUGGGUGAGAAUGUAGAGAACUGUAUAUUUGCUCUUGAUGCAUAUGUAUAUGACCCCAGGCCAGAUAUAUCAAUUCAGUGA